GCUUCCAUCACCUCCUCCACCACCACAACCAUCACCCAGAAGGCCUGAAGCAGGCAUGUUGUUCCUGACUCCACCCCUCUCAGCCAGACACUGCCGUCACCCCGCGAACAACUCACCUGGUCAAUCCGAGCCUUCUGCCGGGUUACCACGGUGACCUGAUCCCAUUCAUUCUCGGCUCUCGAUGCUCAGGGGCCAGCGCUGAGGACUUCCGUCAUUCCGGGUGCUCUUCCUGAAGGUACAGCCCUUGAUGGGACCCGGACCUAGCAGACAGACCAGUUGGACAGUCUGGAGUGCGGCGUUGAGAAUGCUGUGGGAAUAACCUGGGAACAACGCUUUGAACAGCAGAAUGCCCGUACACCAGAUCUCCGUGGUGCCGGUUCAGGAGACGGCGAGUAACGGCAAAAGUGCUUCUCGUUCCAAAGACAAGACUGAGGGAGGGAAGGCCUCUGGACGCUCAGGGAGUCGUUCCAGCAACAUCUCCAAGGCGAGCAGUUCUACAACGGGACUGGGCACGGCCACCGUGUCUCGUACGUCAGUCACCCCCUCGUCUCAAGAUAUUUGCAGUACCGGCCCCCUGACUCGCCUGGAGGAGGAUGUCUCUGACGGACACACUCAGAAACCUCCUCAGAAAGGAGCGAUGGCGGCCACCAGCGCCAAGCAGAGCUCCUCCCAGAAGAAGCAGGUGAAACGGCGGCAGAGACCCAAGCGAGACAGCUGCACCGCCACCGUCGAGACAAUCGCCCAACCUCCGCCCGACCGCGAGCGCAGCCCCAGCAGCGAGCGCUCCGACAGGGCCGAGAAACAGGACAAGGGCUCCAAGCCGAGGAAGGAGCACGUCCGCCACCGCGGCUCCAUCCCCCCGCAGUCGGAGUCCUCGGAGGAGGACGAGGAGACCUGGCGCCAGUCGCGGAGCUGGAGCAAGGAGAAGGCUCGGAGGGGCAGGCGUCGGAGCGGGAGCAGCCGAGACAGGGACGGGGGGAGAGGGGGGGGUGGAGACGGGGGGGAGAUAAUGGAGCUCCAGUCGGUGGGCUCGGACGAAGGCCGCGAAAACAAGGAGAACCAGGCUCCGGUGGAAAACGGGCAAGGGGGACUGAAGAGCCGACGCGGUGGGGCGCCGAGAAGGGAGGGGCGCGCCUCCCAAAGGGGCGGGACCCAGCGCCUGGACGGGGAGUCUCGCAGCCCCGGGAGUUCCUCGCUGGUGGAGGAAGGGGAGGAGCACAUCACCAAGCGCUACCAAGAGAGGGGGGCUGGGGGUGGGGACAUGUCGGUGCCGACGACACGGAGCGACUGCGCCGUCAACGGCACAGUGGAACCUGGGUCUGACGAUGAAAUGGAGGUCUGCAGAAUCUGUCACUGUGAGGGGGACGAGGAGUUCUCAUUGAUAACGCCGUGCCGGUGCACGGGGAGUAUGAGGUUCGUCCACAUGGCCUGUCUAAACCAGUGGAUCAAGUCUUCAGACACGCGAUGCUGUGAACUGUGCAAAUAUGAUUUCAUCAUGGAGACACAGCUCAAGCCGCUAGGCAAGUGGGAGAAGCUACAGAUGUCCACCAGUGAGCGAAGGAAGAUCUUCUGCUCGGUGGUCUUUCACUUGAUUGCGAUCAUCUGCGUGCUGUGGUCGGUCCAGGUUCUGGUCAAAAGGACCAUCGACGAGAUCAGUCUAGGCAAAAGCUAUGACUAUUUUUGGAGCUUAAAUCUACAGAACUACAGUACAACAGAGGUGUUUCAAUGGCCGUUCUGGACCAAGCUGAUUGUGGUGGGGAUCAGUUCCUCCGGCGGACUCAUCUUCAUGUACAUCCAGUGCAAGGUCUACCUCCAGCUGUGGCGUCGCCUCAAAGCCUUCAACCGCAUCAUCACCGUGCAGAACUGCUCUGAGAGAGCCCAGCAUCCUGUGCAGGCUCCUCCCCCCAUCACCACGCUGGCCAAUGGGAAGCACGACACUGUGGCAGUUCCCAUGGGCCAGCUCUCCAAAGGCGGCCAGGAGUCUCAGUCGGACUCUGACUCGACCACGGAGGACGCGGUGGCGCCGGCGGAGAGCCCUGUCUGAGGCUCCUCCCCCUCAAACUGUCCCGACUCCCAAAUCACACCCUGUGUUGUAGCUAGUGCACUUUUAAGUGGGUGAGAAUAGGGUCACUCGUUUUGGACCCGACAGGUAGAAGCAACAUGUUACGGACGUCUCCUCAUGUACCCAAGUGAAUGAGGAAGAGGAUAGGAGUUAGGGAGACAGGUAUCUCGAAGGCUACUGUGCUAUUAAUGGGACCAUCGUUGGUGUCAGUUUGCAGUCACACUGAGGGACAGGGUAACAGGGUGCAGCUCAGAGUUUGAUACGCUGUCGAUGCUGGUGCUAGCGCAUUAGCCUAAUGCUAACCCCACUCUCCAGCCAAUCAGGGCCUAAAAACCCCAGAGUCCAAAUGUGAAGUAUACAAUCAGAGACCCUGUAUGCUGGGCUAUGCUAUGAUUACAGUAGCUAAAGUUCCUAGUAGUGCAACCAGUGGUAAUACUGAAACCAAAAACAUGACAGGUCAAGUGUUACUAGGAGAAUCCCUACCAGGGUGUAGAUUAUUCCUAGAAGAGUACAGGAAGUACUAAGUAGCCAAAGAAGAUCAUUUCCUCUCACUAUAUGCAGCUUUUGAUUAAAGUGAUACUGGAAGUAACUUGCAUUUAUCAAUCACUUUAAUGGUUCAGUUAUAAUUUGUGUCUUCCGUGUUUUGUAUUAUGCUCAAAUGUUCUUGUUUAUUAAUUGACACACAGUGGGGUUCUGCCUCUAGAUUGACAGCCAGAUGUUCUCAGUGAACAAAUGUCCUCUUUUUUAUGCAUUUGUUGAAUGGCACAUUUUACCAGUUAAUACUCUCACUGAGCUAAAAAAGGAAAUACAUAAUGUGUUUGAUUACCUUAACGAUUUGAGAAAAUUCAAUUGAGUUUUUCUGGGUUUUGCAAAAUUUUAUAAUCAUCUGAAUUGAGUAAAAUACAAGAUUAUUCAAAUUGCAUAUGUACCUGUUUGCAAUAAAGCACUGAAUGUAUAUCAUCA
Molecule: messenger RNA, 3025 nt
Organism: Osmerus eperlanus (European smelt)
Lineage: Eukaryota; Metazoa; Chordata; Actinopteri; Osmeriformes; Osmeridae
Gene: marchf1
Product: membrane-associated ring finger (C3HC4) 1
Exons: 10
Coding region: 347-2044 (565 amino acids)
Biological process (GO): immune response; antigen processing and presentation of peptide antigen via MHC class II; protein polyubiquitination
Cellular component (GO): cytoplasm; late endosome membrane; early endosome membrane
Molecular function (GO): MHC protein binding; ubiquitin protein ligase activity; zinc ion binding
Source: RefSeq, a predicted model, not a curated record